Messenger RNA from Cuscuta campestris, 981 nucleotides. NCBI's taxonomy places the organism in Eukaryota, Viridiplantae, Streptophyta, Magnoliopsida, Solanales, Convolvulaceae. The record is from the annotation of a GenBank genome assembly.
GAGCACAAAGAUCCGUGUCUCUCUUCUCUACUGCGUUAAUCACCGAAAAAAAAUCGACACUGCCGAUUUCUUCUCUUCUGUUCGAGCCGUGCACAGCCAUGGCCCCUGUAUCCUCUGAUCUAAUGGAUAAUCUUCCUACGGGUCUCAAGUUGUUUGUCCGGAAUCUUCAAUCCCUAACCCCGGUCAAGCUUGAUGACACCAAUUAUCCCUCUUGGUCGGCCACCGUCCGUGCAAAUCUCCUUGCUCAUCGUCUUCUCAGCUAUGUGGAUGGAUCUGAACCAUCUCCUCUGCCUCUUAUUCUCGAUGAGAAGGCUGCGGCACCGGGGAAGGAUGAACCCCCGGUUAUGAAGCCAAAUUCAGCCUAUGAAUCAUGGCAUAUUGUUGACGCUCAGAUUCGAGCCUGUCUCCUUGCUAUUGUCUCACCCACAGGGACCGAUUCGAUGCAAACAUAUUUGGACACUGUUCUCACCAUUGUGUCGUCUCUCAAAUUGGCUCAUGAAGAAAUCUCCGAACAAGAUAUUAUUCUGUGUGUUCUUCGAGGUCUACCGGCGGACUACGCCUCCCUCAAGCAAAAUAUUCGCACCAACAUUGCCACAAUCACUUUUAAUCAGGUCUCUUCUUGGUUGCUGUCUGAAGAAUUGAACUUAUCUUUUGAAAAAAAAUUAUCUCUGGGUGACUCUGGCUCUACUUCGUCCGUUGACAUCCAUAGUGCACUUUUCACUAAUACCGGACGAGGCAAUGGUAGGCGCCAUGGAUGUGGACCACCGCGAGGCCGAGGAGGGUCUUACCGCGGCAGUCAGACCGGUGGCAGAAGCGGCAGGCAGCCGCUGUACCGCGACGACACACGCGGCAAAGGAGGUGGUCGUGGAGUGUCCGUCACGUGCCAACUUUGUGGGAAGCCUGGCCAUGGGGUCUAGAAUUGUUGGCACUGCUACGACGAAUCAUAUACUGGCCCCCCACAGGCGUACUAUGCAACUCAGU